This is a messenger RNA of Chenopodium quinoa (quinoa), 795 nucleotides long. Its product is annotated as gibberellin-regulated protein 1-like. The coding region runs from base 111 to 425 and encodes 104 amino acids. The record is from RefSeq and is a predicted model, not a curated record. The transcript has 3 exons. Lineage: Eukaryota; Viridiplantae; Streptophyta; Magnoliopsida; Caryophyllales; Amaranthaceae.
CUAUAAAUAGACACCACUUCCCUACUCUCAUUAGUCACAACUUACAAUUCCAAUUUUCCUCCUCUCUUUUAUUAUUACAAGCAAUUCUUCUGCUAUUAUUAAACUUAAAAAUGGCUUUUUCCAAAGCUUUAAUUGCUUCUCUACUUCUUUCUCUACUUGUUCUUCAGCUUGUUCAUGCAUUUGAACCAGAAACAAUCUCAAAUCAAAUGACUCGCCCUGGAAAUGUCUCUGAAAGUAAAGUGGAUUGUGGGGCAGCAUGUGCAGUGAGGUGCAGCGCCACAAAGAGGCCAAACCUAUGCAAGAGGGCGUGCGGAAGUUGUUGUAGCAAGUGCAAUUGCGUACCACCAGGCACCUUUGGCAACUACGAAGCCUGUCCUUGUUAUGCCAACUUGACCACCAAGAAUAAAAUGCACAAGUGCCCUUAAAGAUACCCGGAAUUGAUUUCUAUGUUUAAUUCGGAAACAGCAAAGCCUUAGUCUUGAAAUGAUUUGGGAUCAAAAUUCUAUUUAUGAUAUUAGUAAAAUAAAUCCAUUUUUUAGGCACGUUGUAAUUCUUAUAGCUAGCUAGCUGGUGGUAUGUUUAGUUAUGUUAAGUGAGUGUAAUCUAGAUGGAAGUUUAUGUCGAUUGUUGUACUAUUUUGUAUAAUAGCGGAAGUAGUUUUUAGUAAUCUACCAUUACUGUAUUUUAAUUGAUGUGUAUGGUAUAUUCCUUUUCAAGGGAAUUAAUGCUAUGUAAUGUAUCACUGUUUGAAAGCUACUUCGUAGUAUGGAAUAAAUCCAUUGAGAUUAUAUAUUU